This is a messenger RNA of Phyllostomus hastatus (greater spear-nosed bat), 1884 nucleotides long. RefSeq names its product fucosyltransferase 7 (gene FUT7). Gene Ontology annotation, molecular function: alpha-(1->3)-fucosyltransferase activity. Gene Ontology annotation, cellular component: membrane. The record is from RefSeq and is a predicted model, not a curated record. Lineage: Eukaryota; Metazoa; Chordata; Mammalia; Chiroptera; Phyllostomidae.
GGCCUGAGGCCUCCAGAAUGCGAGGCCAGGGGGGCCCCCCCGAUGGGCCGGCCCUCCCGCGCCCAGGACAAGACCAGAGUCUGGGAGAGGUGGACGCAGCUGACGGGCACCACCUGGGGAAGAGGGGCUCUGCCUGGUGGCGGCUGUGAUUUGAGGGCCCUGGGUUUCCUGGGUGACUGCUUCUGGGAGCCGUGGAUGAACCAUGCCGCCUCUCUUCUUCCUGCGUCCCGCACAGGGCGUGCCUCUGCCCAGAAGCAUCGGGCCGUGGGGGGCCUGGCCGGGGCGGCCCUGCUCACCGCCCUCUGGAUCCUGUGGCUGCUCCGAUGGGCCCCCGGGGGUGUCCCGGCACCGCAGCGCACUCUCACCAUCCUGAUCUGGCACUGGCCCUUUGCCAGCCGGCCCCCGGAGCUGCCCAGCAACACCUGCGCCAGCUACGGCGUGGCUCACUGCUGCCUGAGCACCAACCGCAGCCUGCUGCCCAGCGCCGACGCCGUGGUCUUCCACCACCGGGAGCUGCAGACCCGGCGGGCCCGCCUGCCCCUGGCUGAGCGGCCGCGCGGGCAGCCCUGGGUGUGGGCGUCCAUGGAGUCGCCCAGCCACACGCACGGCCUCGGCCAUCUCCGCGGCAUCUUCAACUGGGUGCUGAGCUACCGGCGCGACUCGGACAUCUUCGUGCCCUACGGCCGCCUGGAGCCCCGCCAGGGGCCUGCGCCCCCCCUGCCGGCCAAGAACGGGGUGGCCACCUGGGUGGUCAGCAACUUCCAGGCGCGGCAGCGGCGUGUGCAGCUGUACCGGCAGCUGGCGCCUCACCUGCCGGUGGACGUGUUCGGCCGAGCCAGCCGGCGGCCGCUGUGCACCACCUGCCUGCUGCCCACCGUGGCCCGGUACCUCUUCUACCUGGCCUUCGAGAACUCGCAGCACCCGGACUACAUCACCGAGAAGUUCUGGCACAACGCGCUGGCGGCCGGCGCCGUGCCCGUGGUGCUGGGGCCCCCGAGGGCCACUUACGAGGCCUUCGCACCGCCGGACGCCUUCGUGCACGUGGACGACUUCGGCUCGGCCCGGGAGCUGGCCGCCUUCCUCCUGGGCAUGAACGACAGCCAGUACCGGCGCUACUUCGCCUGGCGGGACCGGCUGCGCGUGCGGCUGUUCGACGACUGGAGGGAGCGCUUCUGCACCGUCUGCACCCGCUACCCCCACCUGCCCCGCGACCAGGUCUACCAGGACCUCCAGGGCUGGUUCCAAGGCUGGCUGCAGACCUGAGCUCUGGCGGGCACGGGGGGCAGGGGAGGACGGCUGGGGGCGGGCAGCGUGGGUGGGCAGCUGGGUGUUCAGAUCAAACCACUGGGCAUCGGCCCCACAGGCAGCCACCAGGCUGGCGUGGAGACUGGAGUCAGAGGCCAGGGUGCGAGGGUGAGGGAAGAGUGGGCCAGUCCGGGCAGGCUGCCUGGAGGAGGAGGCUGGUGGGUGCUAGAGCAGGCAUUUGGGGCAGAGGCGAGAACAGCGAGGGAGUUAACGGGGUGUUUGUCCUCGAGGUGGGUCAGAGGAGAGGUUGCUAAGGGCCUCCUUCCCUACGCGGUCAGAUCUGGGGCAGAUCAAGGCUGCCCUGCCUGGACCCGGGGAUGUGGGGGUGUGAGGCUGAGACAGGCUGGAGGCAGAGCCUGGGGCCCUGGGAACCUGCCACCCUGUGGGUUCUGGGGGGUGGGGAAACCUGCCUCCCCAAGCCUCCUCGGUACCCGAGGCCCCCGGCCCAGGAUGCACUGCUGCACUGCCCACCCGGACCAGCUCCGGGCAGGCCUGGGCAAGGUGCAAGCGAGCCGGGCUGGGCGGUUCUGGGCUCUUUGCGGUCCACUCAGCGAGGGGCCAUCGAUCAAUAAAGGAACA